Molecule: messenger RNA, 1245 nt
Organism: Lactuca sativa (garden lettuce)
Lineage: Eukaryota; Viridiplantae; Streptophyta; Magnoliopsida; Asterales; Asteraceae
Product: AtIII18x5-like protein
Source: RefSeq, a predicted model, not a curated record
CUUUAUAUGUGUACCAUUCCCAUCGUCUGAUCUUUAUGUGCAUUGCCAAAGCAUACAAAAACUUGGCAGAGACAGACAGAGAGGAGGAGGUGGGGCACGGUGCAUUAAAUGGACGGUAGAGGUGGUUGUUGUAUAGCAAGAUGCUCCAGCAGUGGAGGUGGUGGUCGGAUGAGCAUGAGUUAUGGUAUGUCGAAGGUGGAGAAAAUAAUGCUCAAGUUCAGGCCCAUCGCACCGAAGCCUCUAGCUGCUGGAUCUGGUUCUAGUUGCUCCACGAUGGAGGACACCGAUGGCUAUGGAGGAACUCGACGACGUAAGCGAAAGUACGUUAGGGUUAACGGCAACAAAGCGAAGAAGGAUACAAGUACUGUUUCGAAGAAACGAAAGGCUUCAGCGUCUUUGCCUUCAGUAGUUUCUGGUGGUGGAGACGCGGUGGUGACGCUGUCCUUGAUGCCGGAGACGCCGGAUCGGAAGGAGAAGUCACCGGCCAGGAGUUCAUCAACUGAAAAUCAAGAUCUGGUCAUAUCUCCGUCCCCCUUAGUAGUAAACCGUAACAAACUUGCACCGAUCUAUUUUGAUGGUCACGUGCGAGGAACGGAGAGCCACUUGGUUCCUGUUACCGAUCAUUCUGUUGCGAUGGCGUCACCUCUACCACUACGAUCGCAGGUUGUUUCCUUCGUGACGAUGGAAAGCGUGACAGAGAAGUGGCUGAACGGUGACGGAAUAGGAUUUACAGACGAAGCGAGGGUGAUGAGCAUGGAGACGGACGCGUGUCCGUCAUUCAUCACGAGCAGCCGUGACAUGGUGGUGUGGACGAAUAAGGCGUAUAGUGAGAUGACGGCCGGUGGUGUUGGAGACGAGACGGUGGUGGUGGUGAAGAAAUAUAAUCGGGUACCGAUGCCGGUGUCUCUUCCGUCGUUCACGUGCAAGGUGAAGGUCACGUGGGGUACUGAAAAAACUUCGUCUUCUUCGAACCUCACGGCGCCGUGCGACGUGUGGCGGUUGCAGCACGGUGGUUAUGCAUGGCGGUUAGACGUUAAAGCAGCGCUGUCUUUGGGCCGCUAAAUUAGCUGAAGUUGUGUUAGUUAUACUUCGUCGAUAAGCCUAGUUUUUUGCUUUUAAAAAAAAAAUCCAAUGAAGAUAAAGGGUGUAGAUUAAAAGACAAUUAAUCCAUAUCAUUUGUACAUGUUCUAAUGUUCCUUAUUUGAUCCUUAAUUACGUUACUAACAUUUAUUUUAAUGUUUGUUA